Glossina fuscipes is the source of this 1322-nucleotide messenger RNA. RefSeq names its product 1,5-anhydro-D-fructose reductase-like. The record is from RefSeq and is a predicted model, not a curated record. Gene Ontology annotation, cellular component: cytosol. Lineage: Eukaryota; Metazoa; Arthropoda; Insecta; Diptera; Glossinidae. Gene Ontology annotation, molecular function: aldose reductase (NADPH) activity. The coding region runs from base 123 to 1016 and encodes 297 amino acids. The transcript has a single exon.
CAAUAGAAAUAGUGGAAAAAAUAACAAUUUAGAUGAAAACGAAAACAAAAAUUAAGAAAAAACAAAUAAAAACAAAUAUAUAAAAAUUAAAUAGUUUUGUCAGUUUGUAUUGCGCAGGAGAAAUGUCUAACUUAGCGCCAAGUGUUCAAUUAAAUAACGGCCAAAGGAUGCCAACUGUUGGUUUAGGUACUUGGCAGGCACUAAAAGAUCAAGCUGAACGGGCCGUAACGGACGCCAUUGAUAUCGGUUAUCGUCUUAUAGAUACCGCUUUUGUUUAUGGAAAUGAAAGAGAAAUUGGUCGCGCUAUAAAUAGAAAGAUCGCUGCUGGUAUCAUUAAGAGAGAGGAUAUAUUUGUGACUACCAAACUUGAUAGCAGGCAUCAUACACCCAAAUUGGUAGAACGGGCUUGCCGAGAAAGUCUUCUAAAAUUAUCUCUAGAUUAUGUGGAUCAAUAUUUAAUACAUUUUCCAGUUGGUGAAGGAUUUGUCGAUUACUUGGAUACCUGGAAAGCAAUGGAAAAGCUAGUAGAUGUAGGCUUAGCUAAAGGUAUUGGUCUAUCUAACUUUAAUGCGAAACAAAUAGAUCGGAUUUUGGAAAAUUGCCGAAUACGACCUGUUGUGAAUCAGGUUGAAUGCCAUCCUGGUUUUAAUCAGAAAAAACUCAUCGAGUUUUGUCGUAAAAGAAAUAUUACGAUCGUGGCGUAUUCACCUCUCGGUCGACCAAUACCUGCAGAGAAAUGGCCACCAUUUCUUAAUGACAAAAUUGUUCAAGAUAUAGCUAAAAACCAUAGCAAAACGCCAGUACAAGUAUGUCUGAACUAUUUACUGCAUUUGGGCGCCAUAGUGAUACCGAAAUCUGUUAACCGAGACCGUAUCGCGGAGAAUUUCCGUUGCUUUGAUUUCCAAUUAAAUCCGGACGAGCUUAAAAUCAUGGACGAUUAUGAUACGGGGGAACGUUUAAUAACGUUUCCUGGUAUGUGCAAUCAUAAAUUUUAUCCGUUUAACGAUGAAUAUUAAAAUAAGUUUAAACGUUAUAAACAAGCAGACUCGAGUAUUGCAUACAUAUUACACCAUUUAGCCUAAUACUUUAUUAUGUUAUACAUUUACACUCAAAAUUUUACAUUGUUCCUUAAUCUUUCAUUGAGAGAUCCAAGAAAUAUACGUAUUAAUGCCAAACGUAGCGGAGAGAAUUUAUUGGUUAUAUCAUUACUGUGCUCUAACUUUAAUAUCAAGUUGCAAAAAGUUAAACUUUUUUGGUUAUUUUUUAUAUGGGAACAGGUGUAACAAGUUGCCCCAUUCAAUGCAGAUGCAUGAGUACAAAAA